Messenger RNA from Hyalella azteca, 2478 nucleotides. RefSeq lists its product as uncharacterized. The record is from RefSeq and is a predicted model, not a curated record. Bases 1104 to 2429 code for a protein of 441 amino acids. The transcript has 3 exons. Lineage: Eukaryota; Metazoa; Arthropoda; Malacostraca; Amphipoda; Hyalellidae.
UUGUCGGUGUAAUCUUUUUAAAUCACCCACACGUAAAAAUAACUACUUAUCACCGAUUCAAAUCAGAGAUAUUUUAAUCUAUCAGUUUCGGCCAAGGCUAGAGAGUUUCACAGAUCACGAUCGUCACAAGAAUUGUAAAAAGGAAGCACUCACUGACACUCCCCUGGAUCCUGGGAACAUAUAACAUCUACAAAUCAUCAAUAGAAAAAAUUCAGGAACGUGACAAACCGGAAGCAGUGGCGAAAAUGACGCUCCUCUAUUCUUAUUUCAAGCAAGCGCUGCGCAAGAUUAGCUCAAGGAUGCGCAAUCGCAAGAACAUUCCAGGAGAUCCUAUCCCACCGAUCCUAUUGCUGCUGCUCCUCAUCUCCAUCUUCAAAUUAUUCACUGUUGGAUCCACCAUCAAUUUGGGAAGAAAAAAGAGAAGUUUCUCCAGGUGGAAUGAAGAUUCACAUGACGAGCUCAUGGAAAAGGUCCACGUCGCUUUGGAUGAAAUGAUGUCAAAAUUUAAUCAGGAAACACUCUGAGCUUCGUCAUACUUUUUCUUUCAUCCGCAUUACGCACCCACUAGCUCAUAAAUAUGUUAAUAUUUAUUAAGGAAUGAUGCAGUAACUUCCAAAUAACUUUGCACACCUUUUCAUUCAUUUUCGCUCGAAUAUGUUUUUUUUUGCCACAAAGAAUGGUUUUUCAUAGGUUCUCUGCACAGACGGCAGCUCUCCCUCAAAAUUACACUCCAAAGGGCGUCAAAGUUUUUUUUCUUGAAUUUACAUAUAAUGUAGGCAGCAUGGAAUUUUUGUUGUAAAUAAAUGUUAGUGUCGUCUUCAUGAUACGUAUUUCUGUGACAGUCCAGUACAUUUUAAUAUACUUUGAUAUUGCAUUGUCCAAUCAAAGGUUUAGAACAAUCUGAUAUUCAGGGCUUGAUCCUCUUUUAUUUAUGUGCACGUGGAAUCAGUUUCAUUUUUAAACAUUGCAGGACGUUUCCAAUUUAUGACACUCACACAAUCAACAAGCGGCUUUUGCAAACAAAGGCUUGAUAGAAUACCUUAGACUCGAACAAAGUUGAACUACAUGCUAGUCGCGAGGAAUCGCAAAGGCAUACUUGAGCAAUGUAUGCUAAUUCAGAUUUGGAAAUUCAACCUGAGCAAUUUUAUCGGAAGACUCUCAUCGUUGAUGACGAAAUCGAGCCUCAUACAGCCUCGUCUGAGAUACUACAAGAUUAUUGGUCCGCCGGUAGUAACGGCGAAUAUCAUUUCCUGAAAGAAAUCGAUUAUUCGAUCAGUGAAGAAGGCGACCCAAACAAUUUAGCUCUGGAAGCGGAUGAAAAUCUUGCAGCCGAUAACAAAUUUGAAGAUGACACAAUACAUGGGCCGAGUUACGUGGGCUUCAGUUUCGGGGAAGCCCAGGGCAUUGCAGCCUUUGACUUAAGUGACGAUGAAAUGAAGCAUGAAGAACAGCUUUCGCUACAGGCUAACGAAGUUCAAUUUAAGGAAACAGAAAUUGUUAGCGACGACAUUACACCAAUUGAAGGGAAUGAAGAAAUAAACACUGGUCAAUUUACGGAAUAUUCUCGGCAUGAAGGUGUUAGUGAUAUGAACGGCGCCCUAGUACAGCACACAGACAAUGAGGUCAACAACAUCAAACAAAGUAAACGAUUUAACCAAACAAAGCCCAAUGCUCGAGUCGCCGUUACAGCAGAAGUCGCUAGAAAAAAUUUUAUUGACAGGGAAAUUCCGCAACCACUUAAGUCAGAUUAUGAAAAGAACUUUGUUGUUCGCAAGAAGUCUCAGGAAAAUCAGAAACCCUUCCUCCAGCAGACUGGAGACAUAGAAAGGAUGGACCGUAGCUCUGCAGACAACUCGGAGGGUCCCACUCCUAUCAAGCUGAUCCAUCGUAGUGCGAAGAUCCGCACAAUAUUUCCACAAACCAACAAACUGACACGCGGAUCUGCUGAACGCCAAACAGAAAGAUACAUGUUACCAAGCGCUCUGUCCACACGCGGUCGAGUAAAUUUAAAUCGUUUUCUGCGUCCAAGUGCCUCAAAGGUCAAGAUUCGUGGUCAUAAGAUGCUUGGUCCCUCUCAACCCCCCGUAGUAUUAUCAACCAAACUCGCUCUCCCUCCUGGCGGUAGCCCGGGGAUUAUAAGAAGACCUUACUUCAGGCCAAGCAGGGGAAUUUUCAACUAUAAUUAUCGUGUCAUCAAAUUCCCCGCCUUCGACCGGACAGCCCUGGUACUCCUCCUGUUGCUGGUCGCAGCGCUGGCAGUGGGGCCGCUGCUGCAGCUGCUGUCCACUAAUCAGUUCGGCAAGAAAAUCACUAAAGCCGCCGGCGCAUCGCUGCUCGAGCGGGAGGGUAAAGAGGAUGGGCCGAUUAUUGAACUGCACCGGGAAGUUGAAGGCGCCUUGCUGCAGGGGUCACAGCUCUACGACGACUGAGACCUCAACAUCCUCUAUUGGAUCAUAGAGAAGACUGGCCCAACAUUGA